UGGACGGCUGGCCGCGGUCCGUGUGGAUGAAGACGGAAGUUUACUUUUCCGCCUGAGCUACGUCACACACAGGCUGAACCCAGGAGGAGGUGUGGUCUCCGCACGAAUGAGGCAGACCGGGAUGAGUUCCAACCCAUGACAGUCCAGCCUCAUCCUCCUCUGCCCAGCUGGAACCUGGUGCAUACCCUCGGUCACAGCAGCCUGGACCACCACGUGGGGUCCUUCUGACCAGGUCGUUGGUAGCCGUAGUGUUGGACUGAUGUCUCGAUGGAAGCUGUUUGAGCGUCAACGUCUCAGAUGGUCCAGCGCCGUCACUCAAGCUCUGGUCCUCUCUGUGCUGACAUUCUGCAUCCUCCUGCCACUCUGCUGCCACCGCCUCCUCUACUCCUACUUCUUUAUCCGCUCCUUCUAUCUGGACUCCCUGAGCGAGCAGGUUCUGCAGGAUAGCUAUGAGAAGGGCCAGGAGGCACUCCGCUACUGGCAGAGCCACUCCACCGCCGCCUCCACCUUCUCCAGCAUCACCAGGGGGCCCAAACUGCUGGUUACCGUGGUAACGGCCAGGCGCACUGAGGGGCGGGACUUUCACUACCUGCUCCAAGUGAUGCAGCGUCUGGCCGGCCUCCUGACAGGCUGUGGGGAGCAGCGUUGUGCAGAGGUGCUGGUGUGUGAUGUGGAAAGCAGUCCCCUGGGGAAUGAGGAUGCCUCGCUGCUGGAAGGGAAGUUCUGGGUGGUCCGGCGGUCACCCAUUGAGCAGCAGAGGGUUGAUGCGCACGUCAACACCUUUGAGAAGGAGAAGAGGGACUAUGUCUACUGCCUUGGAAAAGGAUGGGAGCUGGUGAGGCCCCAAAACAUGGUGGUUCUGGAAGACGAUGCCCUGCCGAGACAGGACUUCUUCACUGUCGUCCAGAACCUCCUGUCCCGUAAGUUUGUGCUCCAAACUCUUUAUGUCAAACUGUACCACCCUGAGAGGCUCCAACGGUACUGGAACCCAGAACCCUACCGGAUCUUGGAGUGGGUCGGGUUGGGUGUGGUGGGAGCGACCAUGCUGCUUCUCGCUUUGCCUCUCUGGAACCCCCUCGCCCUCUCCUUCACACUCUCCCCCGCCCACCUGCUCCUCCUCAGCCUCUACAUCAUGGCUGUCGUAGAGCUGGUGGGGAGACACUACCUCCUGGAGGUCCGCAGAAUCUCCCCCCAGCUCUACGCCGUCUCCCCGGCCACCGAGUGCUGCACCCCAGCCAUGCUGUUUCCCGGGAACUCCUCGCUGAGAGCCAUGGACUACCUGGACGGCUCCUUCUGUUUCAAAGGCAAUGCCAAAGACACGGUGCUGUACCACAUGGUGCGUUCCACGCCCGGUGAGAGAGCCCACAGCCUGGAGCCCAACCUGGUCAACCACAUCGGAGCCUUCUCCUCGGUCAGGAUCAACCCACCCAGACCCAAACUCCUUUGAUGGGAAACUGUCAGAAAAAAAAGAAAACGUAUACUUUGUAUUUUUUGAUACUUUAUCGAGGGAAUGUCUCUAAGUUGUAAGACCAUGGUACAGGCUGUGGAGUGUGGGACUUACAUUGGUCCUGAGAACAGCUUCUUGUUCACUCCUAGUCGUCCUCUGUGGUCUUGAAAUGCCUUUCUUUUGUGCUGGUGUGAAUGAGCGAUUCCUUACAAUCACGAUAGAGCGGUUUAGACGGGCUCAGACUGGGUUUCUCCUUCUCCUUGAUGUUUUUCUCCUCCUCUCCUCGGUAAAAACAGCAUAUUGUAGAGACUCAUGAGUUGCGCUCUCUGUCUGCUGUUUUGAGGAACCGAGACAGAUAUCUUGCUGCCGUGGCCUUUUUCUCUAAACGCGAGACGAUAUAAAGUUAAUAUCGAGACACAGUGAAGUCACAGGAGAGGUUCUUUUGCCCAAGUUUGUGGUGCAAUUUGCUGCAGUAGCUACUACUACUACAGGUACACAGUACUGAGUACCAUGAUACCAAGUUGAAUGGAGUACUGUCUGUGAAGUAGUGAUGAGUUUGAUACAGCAGGGAAUGACAGCG
Lampris incognitus (smalleye Pacific opah) is the source of this 2027-nucleotide messenger RNA. It is a transcript of the gene pgap4, whose product is annotated as post-GPI attachment to proteins GalNAc transferase 4. The record is from RefSeq and is a predicted model, not a curated record. Gene Ontology annotation, cellular component: Golgi membrane. NCBI's taxonomy places the organism in Eukaryota, Metazoa, Chordata, Actinopteri, Lampriformes, Lampridae. Gene Ontology annotation, molecular function: glycosyltransferase activity. The transcript has 3 exons. Gene Ontology annotation, biological process: GPI anchor biosynthetic process. Bases 260 to 1447 code for a protein of 395 amino acids.